GAAGGUCUGUGCCAUAGACGCUGCCUGGGUGUUCCUUUAUACACACCAUAUCUUUCUGGAGUGGGACGUUGGAAAGCAGUGGAAGAUCUUGUGUCCUGUUUAGCUCCUCCAUGGCUUCAGAGGCAGCCUGCCGCCCUUCUGGGAAAAGACCCUGCAAGAUGCAAGCCUUCAGAAUCUGGGAUACUAACCAGAAGACCUUCUACCUGAGGAACAACCAGCUCAUUGCUGGGUACUUACAAGGACCAAAUACCAAACUAGAAGAAAAGAUAGACAUGGUACCUAUUGACCUUCGUAGUGUGUUUUUGGGCAUCCACGGGGGCAAGCUGUGCCUGUCUUGUGUCAAGUUUGGAGAUGAUAUCAAGCUCCAGCUGGAGGAAGUUAACAUCACUGAUCUGAGUAAGAACAAAGAAGAAGACAGACGCUUUACCUUCAUUCGCUCUGAGAAAGGCCCCACCACCAGCUUUGAGUCAGCUGCCUGUCCAGGAUGGUUCCUCUGCACAACACUAGAGGCUGACCGACCUGUGAGCCUCACCAAUACACCAGAAGAACCCCUUACAGUUACAAAGUUCUACUUCCAGGAAGACCAAUAGUACUGCCUAGGCCUGUCUUUCCCCACUCCCAGGCCAGCAAUGACCAUCAACUGCCUGAUCACUCUGGCCAUCAUUGGGGUCUGAGGAACAACUUUUGUAGGGUGUACAGUAGAAGGAGACAGAAGAGUCCUGAUGACAGAUCUCUGCCUUCAGUCUGUUGGCUGACACAAUCCCCAUGAUAAUUCCAGAAUAAUCUUUCAAAUUGGAUCAUGGCAGGCCUUUGCUCAAAGCCCUUUCUUGUUGCCUCUGCCAUCUGAGUGAAGUGUGGAACACUUGCUUGGCCUAGGAGUCUUCUGAUCACACACACAUACAUACAUACACACACACACACACACACACCAAUCAAGUCACUUGACAAUAUCCCCCAAGUGGCUCCCUUACCCUAUUUUAUAAACCUGUACUGGACUAUGGAGAAGGUUUUUAUUCUCCUUGUUAAUUCAUUUUGGGUUUUUUGAUGCUUGGGAUGAAACCCACCAGGGCAUCACAUACACUAAAUAUGCUAUGCUUCCAGCUCAGGAGGACAUUUUUAAGCAUUGAGAAAACAGAGAUUAAGGCUCUCAUAGUUAUUUUAUUAGGCCAGCCUUAUUCCAUAGGCUUCUUGUGGAAAUUACAUUCUUUCUGAGAGGAGCUGGGGAUCAGAUGCUCCUGCAUUUGUGAAACGGUUGUAAGCAUAAGAAAAUAAGUGAUAGACUUUCCUCCUUUCCUUUUUUUGUGUGUGAUGUCUUAAACUGAAAAGUUAAAAUUUGGUGGACUAUAGUAUUCCCAUAAUCUUCCCCCUUCUUUUUCUUCUUCUUCUUCUUUUUUUUUUUUUUUUGAAAUUUCCAACAUCUGUAUUUCUCUAUCCAGCCCAAACACCAUCUUCACUCCAAACCUACCACAGCUGCCCAAAGAAGUUCCCCACUAUCUCUGUGAAAAUAUGGCUCUCAGGCCCUUCUUGGUGUGGUGAAUGAAUGAGUGUAUCUACUGAUUAUUUCUUAGACAGGAAGCAUCGUGUUCGUGUGUGUUCGUGUUUGUAUGUGUGCAUGUGCUGUGUGUGUGUGUGUGUGUCUAUGUAUGUUGGGUCCCUACAAGGAUGAGCACCCUUUUUGGCUCCUAGAAGACACUCAGAGAAUAUGUGUUAUAUGUGCUCAUGGAAAAUUUCUUACUCUUCCCUGUGAUUUUAGCUUUAUUUUACAAUAAAAUACUGAAAAUGUCCACUUUGUUGGUUGUGACCAUGACCUGAGGCCUAAAGCAUAAGGGUGCUGGGAAAUAGGAAAGGCAGGAGAUUUUUUUUAAUUCUAUGGCUAGAGAAUAGUUGUCUCCUCUCUGAAAGUCUUCUUCCUCAUUUCUAGGUAACAAGACACCCUUGCCUGUAAAUUAUAGAGAAUUGUUGUCUACCAUGAACCCACCAAGUAAAAGCAACCCAAAUACUUAUCAUGGGUUAAUAAACAUACAAGAAUCAGAUCUGCACUCAACAGAAAGUCCCACAAUGGCAAAGAUAACAAAGGAGCCACAAACAGCUCCACCCAACCCAAUAGAUGAAUCUUAACAGA
Molecule: messenger RNA, 2122 nt
Organism: Grammomys surdaster
Lineage: Eukaryota; Metazoa; Chordata; Mammalia; Rodentia; Muridae
Gene: Il1rn
Product: interleukin 1 receptor antagonist
Exons: 5
Coding region: 111-590 (159 amino acids)
Biological process (GO): inflammatory response to antigenic stimulus; negative regulation of interleukin-1-mediated signaling pathway
Molecular function (GO): interleukin-1 receptor antagonist activity; cytokine activity; interleukin-1 receptor binding
Source: RefSeq, a predicted model, not a curated record